AUGGCUGGGUCUUUCGCGAAGAAAGGAGCCACGCCAUCGAAGGGAUCUUCAGGGGCAAAACAAUCAUCAAUAAAGCGCAAUUCGAGCAUCCUGAGUUUCUUCCAGAAGACCGACACACCACCAGGCGCCACCUCUCGCCAGGCUCGAAUUACCCAAUUUGGCACGGCGACCUUACGCUCACCAAGCAGCGGCCGGGGGACUCCGGCAUUCCAGCGUGGGAAUAGUUCAAGGAAUGAUCCUGCUGGGGAACUUUUCUUGGAGGAUAAAAAGGGACUGGCAAAGAUUCAACAAACAGCGGUGACCAGCGAAAGAGAACGGUCGCUGACACCUGAUUUCUGGGGAGACGAUGGAGAGAGCCUAAAAGUGGAUGACAAACGAUAUAACGAGAGCGACUUGGCGGUCAAACGUCGGAAGGUUGACUCACCGGGUACCCAGGUCAGCGAGAAACAGCAACCAGAGGCCGAAUUGAAGACUACAAAAGCACCGGCACCUACAAAAACUCAGAAAAGGAGCGGGCCGUUUAUCGAUGAAUCCGAUAGCGAGGAUGAUAUGGAAGCAUACCGGGAACUUCCUGAGACCACACCUUCCAUUAGGGAUAUGAUGAACGAGCCAUUGCAACCAGACGCCCAAUCGGAGACUACAAACGCACCUGUACCCGCAUCAGCACCCCCGAAGACCGAGAAAAGAAGCGGGCCAUUUAUUGAUGAAUCCGACAGCGAGGAUGGUAUGAAAACAUACCGGGAGCUUCAUGAGACCACAACUGCCACUCUGGAUGUGACGAACGAGACAUUGCACAUGGAUAAAAUAGUGGCUACACAACGCACUUCCGAACCUACACCCCCGCCACUGGUAAGAGCCGCCACGAGUAAUGCCGAUAAUGAUGAAUACGCGAAUUUUGACGAUAUAGAAGAAGAAGAAGAAAAAGAAGAAGAAGACGACGACGAGCUUAGAGGGGAAGAGUUUCGAAACCGGCCCUGGGAGGGCGAGGAACAAGAGCAGCAGAUCGGUCUUGAGGUAGAUCCUGACAAAGAUUUGAACGACUGUUCGGGCGUAGAGGAUAUUGAGGGGGAAGUGAGCACAUGCCCUAUCUGCCAGAUGGUGCUGAAGGAUCUUAAUGAAACGGAAAUCACAGUGCAUGUCAACGGCUGCCUCGAUGGCACAACCAACCCUAUCCCGCCCAUACCCGCUCCUAUGCCUGCAAUAAGACCGAGUCCCAAGUCAGCCAACGUCGACAAAGGGUUGACACGUGCAGAGCGAGCUGCCAUUGCCCGACCUGCGCAAAGUGAUCCCUACUCGCAGAACAAACCCAUUGGAGGUUCUGCAUUCUCAAAGAUGAUGGCUGGAAAUGCAGAAGAUACUGCUUGGGCUGCUGCUGCCGCAAACGAGGUGUCUUCUCGCGGCAAGCAAGCCUACCAGCGAACUUGUCCAUUCUACAAAAUUCUUCCGGGGUUUUCUAUAUGCGUCGAUGCUUUCCGUUACGGUGCUGUCGAAGGAUGCACUGCCUAUUUUCUGAGUCACUUUCACAGCGAUCACUAUAUAGGGCUUAGCAAGUCCUGGUGUCAUGGGCCCAUUUACUGCAGUCGACCCACAGCCAAUCUUGUCCGCCAGCAGCUCCGUGUUGAUCCCAAAUGGGUGAUUGACCUCGAUUUUGAAAGUACCACCGAAGUACCGGAGACGGGAGGAGUGCGGGUCACCAUGAUAAAUGCAAAUCAUUGCCCCGGCAGCUCGCUUUUCCUUUUCGAAAAAAGCUCUGGAAAUGGGCCCAAUGCCCAUAAUCAGCGGGUGCUGCAUUGUGGGGACUUCCGUGCAUCUCCCGCUCAGGUUCAACAUCCGCUCCUACGCCCUGAUGUGACCAACCCGGUCACAGGCAAACCGAGACAACAACAUCUUGAUAAGUGUUAUCUCGACACCACGUACCUAAGCCCGAAAUAUGGGUUUCCUGCUCAGGAGGAUGUGAUCACAGCAUGUUCAGAGCUAUGUGUGCGCCUGAAUCAGGAAGCUGGUGUCGGAAUCGAUACGGGCAAGAAUGGUGCAGGUGGUUUGAUGGGCAAAUUUCUCUCAGCUGCGACGGGGAACAACAAAGAAACGGACAAAGGCUCGCAGGCCACAGGUCGACUGCUUGUAGUGAUUGGCACGUACAGUAUUGGUAAAGAACGGAUAUGCAUGGGGAUUGCCCGAGCACUUGGAUCCAAGAUCUUCGCUACUCCACCCAAGCAACGAAUCUGCGCCUGCUUGGAAGACCCUGAGCUCUCUGCGAUGCUUACUAGCAACCCUCACGAAGCCCAAGUACAUAUGCAAACCCUCUUCGAGAUCCGCGCGGACACAUUAGCAGACUACCUCGAUGGCCUCAAACCACACUUCUCCCGAGUUGUCGGUUUCCGCCCGACCGGCUGGACCUAUCGCCCACCAGCGGGGCGAUUGGUACAGAACCCACCCGUCUCCACUGUGCUACACGGUGAACACUGGAAGUCACCAUACACCACCCAAGACCUCACCCCACAGCGCGGUAGCACGCGAGAAAGUGCCUGCUUCGGCGUGCCCUACAGCGAACACAGUUCGUUCCGCGAAUUGACCAUGUUCUGCUGCGCUUUGCGCAUCGGGCGCGUUAUCCCGACGGUGAAUGUUGCCAGCCAGAAGAGUCGGGAUCAGAUGAAGGUUUGGAUAGAGCGGUGGGAUGCAGAAAAGAAGAAGAAUGGAUUGUUUCCUGUCACUGGCGAUCGGUGGUGA
Penicillium coprophilum is the source of this 2727-nucleotide messenger RNA. RefSeq names its product DNA cross-link repair protein PSO2. Gene Ontology annotation, biological process: interstrand cross-link repair; protection from non-homologous end joining at telomere; double-strand break repair via nonhomologous end joining. Gene Ontology annotation, molecular function: 5'-3' DNA exonuclease activity; damaged DNA binding. NCBI's taxonomy places the organism in Eukaryota, Fungi, Ascomycota, Eurotiomycetes, Eurotiales, Aspergillaceae. The transcript is spliced from 2 exons. Bases 1 to 2727 code for a protein of 908 amino acids. The record is from RefSeq and is a predicted model, not a curated record.